Messenger RNA from Cynara cardunculus var. scolymus (artichoke), 1407 nucleotides. Its product is annotated as putative ALA-interacting subunit 2. Gene Ontology annotation, cellular component: plasma membrane; endoplasmic reticulum; Golgi apparatus. The transcript has 10 exons. Lineage: Eukaryota; Viridiplantae; Streptophyta; Magnoliopsida; Asterales; Asteraceae. The coding region runs from base 206 to 1252 and encodes 348 amino acids. The record is from RefSeq and is a predicted model, not a curated record.
AAGCAGUUCCAACAGCUCCGGCCCCCACACCCCUCUUCCCGCACGCGCUAAAGCGUAUAUGUGUCCUUGUCCUUGUCCUUUCGCGGAAGAAAACCAACUAAUAUAUCCCUAAUAAUCACUCCACUUAAGAUUCCUUCGUGUAUUUCUGCUUAACAUCUUUACACAUUUUCGCAAUUCACAGGAUUUUGAGAGAGAAUUGAUUAGCAUGGAUUUAGAUGGAGGAGGUGGGGCAGCUGCUGGCACUGAUCAUCAGCCCAUGCCAGUUCUUCAUGGCCGGUCAAAUGCUAUAAAACAGUUCACCCAACAAACUCUCCCAGCUUGUAAACCCGUUCUAACACCAGCAUGGGUCAUUGGAACAUUCUUUUUGAUGGGUGCCGUUUUCAUCCCUGUUGGGUUAAUCUGUCUUCAUGCUUCACAGAGUGUUAAUGAAAUUCUGGACAGAUAUGAUAUCGAAUGUGUACCGGAUGGGUUCAAGAGCAACAGGGUAGCUUAUAUCAAGAAUGCAUCAAUUCCAAAAAGUUGUCACCGGUAUCUGAAGGUGGACAAGCAUAUGAAAGCUCCAAUUUACAUCUACUAUCAGCUGGACAACUUUUAUCAAAACCACAGGCGGUAUGUAAAAAGUAGAAGUGAAGAGCAACUUCUGCAUGGAUUAGGGUACAACAGAACAGGUUCUUGUGAACCUCAAGCAUCUGAAAAUGGUCUCCCAAUAGUCCCUUGUGGAUUGGUUGCAUGGAGUUUGUUUAACGACACAUAUUCCUUUUCACGUGGGACAAAGAAAUUGGACAUCGAAAGAAAAAAUAUCGCAUGGAAGAGUGACCGGGAUCACAAAUUUGGCAAGCACGUUUAUCCCUUCAAUUUUCAGAAUGGCUCCUUCAUAGGGGGUGGAAAGCUAGAUACGACGAUCCCGCUAAGUGAUCAAGAGGAUCUUAUUGUGUGGAUGCGGACUGCUGCUUUUCCAAGUUUCCGUAAAUUAUAUGGCAGAAUUGAAGAGGAUCUAGAAGAAGAUGAUUUAAUCAUAGUACACCUCAUGAACAACUAUAACACUUACAGUUUUGGUGGAACGAAAAUGCUUGUCCUCUCGACAUCAAGUUGGUUGGGAGGAAAGAACAGUUUCCUUGGGGUGGCCUACAUUUUUGUUGGCUCUUCAUCCAUACUCAUCGCCCUCAUAUUUCUGUUGCUUCAUGUGAAAAAUCCAAGACCGUAUGGGGACACAAUGUAUUUAUCUGGUAACAGGAAGGACAUUUCUAGUUAAGAGGUAGUCUGCAUAUUUAAAAAGGGUUUUUCGGUGAUUCUUAAUGUACAAAAAGCACAGAGACAAUAAUGUUUGAAGCGAUGUGGUGUUUAUAUGAGAUCUUGUUUAUGAAUUGUUGUUUAAUAUCUUGAAUUACACACAUCUAGAUUAGUAAU